GUAGCCAUUACACAAAUUAACGUUGCUUUGCGUUCCUGCAAAAUGAAUGGUGAAGAGGAAACGUGGGAAAAACUAGAUGCAGAGUUUGAUCACUGCGUUGUGGAUAUGAAGCCUCAUGUUCUAAAGCUACAGCAUAGGUCAGAACGACAAAGAUGUGCACUGUGGAUUAAAAAACUAUGCGAACCCUCAGGAGCAGGUACAGGAGUAGCAGGAAGGAAGAAUCGGAACUUAUAUGCAAAACUUCUGCUCCACAUGCUGAAACGGGGUUUGCUAGAAGGUCCUUUUACACACAAACCAGAACCAGGAAUACUGAAAACUUUACCUUCAUACAUGUCAAUUUAUUUUGAUGAACCAACUUCACCAAGAGUUCGGAGUAGUAGCCCAGAGUGCUUACCUGACUGGGUAAUGGGAGAACUAGGAAACAGUGAAUCCAGACGUGAGGAAUUGUCGAAAAUAUCUUCUAAAGAAGAAUUAUCUCUAGCAACAUCACUUACAUAUGGGGAGAGAUUCACGUUCAAUGGGAAGCCAACAUUAAGGUCACAGUCUACAAGCCCUCCUCACCGGACAGAUGAAGAUAACCUAGCUGCAUCACUGUCUGACCAUCAUAAAAAAAACACUGCUUUGGAUGAGAGUGACCUCGAAGCACGUCUCAAUAGUUGGAAUCUCGGGCUAGAAAAUCCAAGAUAUUUGCGGGAAAAACCAAUGCCAGUGUCUUUGACAACAUCCAAAAUUGGCCUAGGAAAAAGUAGCAGUUCUCGUGAUGAACAGGCACUAUUUCAAAUGCAUGAAAAAGAGCUGGAUGUGAAAAUGAAAAUAUUGGAAGGUAAAUUUCAUGAAGAAAAACUUAAAUUACAGCAGAAGCAUGAUACUGAUGUUCAAAAGAUUUUGGACAGAAAGAAUGAUGAAAUAGAGGUAUUGAAGUCCCUCUACAAAACCAAACAAAAUGAAGCUGAGGAGACAAUUAGGAAACUGGAGAAAAAAGUUCAGACCCUUGUUCGUGAGUCACAAGUCAUCAGAGAAGCAAAGGAAAAGCAGAUUGUGGAGUUAAAGAAGAUGUGUGAGCAAAGCGCUGAUUCUUUGAACAAUGAGUGGGAGAAAAGGCUUCACAAUGCUGUAGCUGAAAUGGAAAAGGAGAAGUUUAAUAUUCAGAAGAAGCACACAGAAGAUAUGCAGGAACUACUGGAGGACACCAAUGCUCGUCUUAGCAAAAUGGAGGAAGAUUACCUGGAGCAAAUAAAGUCAACAAACCAGACGGUCAAAAGUCUCGAGGCUCGUGUGCAGCAGUUGACUGUUGAGGCUGAAAACAGUAAUUUGCAGCGUCAAAGAUUAUCUCAAGAAAAGACUGAAGCAGAACAACGUUACCAGGUGGUAUGCUCUGAACUUCAGGAAGUGAAAGCAAGGCACAGCUCACUUCAGAAAGACAAGGACCGUAUUGUACAGGAAUAUGAGGAGAACAUUCAGCAACUACAAAGUAAAUAUGAUGUUGAUAUAAAUUUUAUAAAACAGGAGCAUGCUCUCUCAGCAGCUAAGGCAUCUGAUAUGAUUGAAGAGUUGCAGCAUGGUGUGUGUAUAUUAAAACAACAGUUACAAGAUUCAGAACAUCAAAGACAGCAACAGCUGAGGGAUCAAGACUAUAAACUUCAACAGGACAAACUUCACUUGGAGCGUGUAUAUGAAAAGCAGAUUCAUGGUAUCCGGAAUGAUCUUGAUAAAGAAAGGGGGGAUGCUCAAAAAAAAAUUCACAAGCUGCAAGAGACUUUGAAGGAGAAGGAGGAGCAGCUGACUCGGGUGACAGAGGUACAGAGGCUGCAGGCCCAGCAGGCAGAUGCUGCCCUGGAGGAGUUUAAGCGGCAGGUGGAGCUGAACUCAGAAAAAGUCUAUGCUGAAAUGAAACAGCAGAUGGAAAAGGUUGAAGCAGAUCUAAGCAGAUCAAAAUCGCUCCGGGAAAAGCAAUCCGAAGAAUUCUCCUGGCAAUUGGAAGAGCUCAAGCAAAGAUAUGAGCAACAGAUAGUGGAGCUGAAGCUGGAGCAUGAACAGGAGAAGACGCACCUAUUCCAGCAGCACAACGCAGAGAAGGACUGCCUGGUCCGAGACCAUGAACGGGAAAUCGAGAAACUGGAAAAAGAGCUUCGCGCUGCCAUGGCAGAGCAUGAGAGUAAAACUCAAGAAUGCAGGAAACGAGACGGACAGGUUAUGUGUGAGUUGGAGAGCCAAAUCCACAAGCUGAGGGAAGAGCUUAUUCAGGUAAAUGCUCAGCGCAAGCAACAGCUGAUGGAGACGAGCCUUCGGUGGGAAGAGGAAAAGCAGAGGGCAGCUCGAGAUCAUGAGAUGGUGGUGAAUAAGCUGAAAGUGGAGGGAGAAAAAAUGUUGCUUGACAUGAAAAAGGUGCAUGAUGCAGAAACGCAGAAGGCCUUGGACAAGGCGAACAGCCGGCUGAAGCAGGUUGAAAAGGAGUACAGUCAGAAGCUGGCUAAAUCCUCGCAGAUCAUAGCUGAACUUAAGGCAACCAUUUCCUCUCUGACAGAGGAGAACAGCCGGCUGCAGCUUGCCACAGAACAGCGGCUCCAGGAAGUUGUACAAAAGUUUGAAGAUAAGAAGCAGCAGCUGAUUACAGAUAAUAACAGAGCAAUCAAGGCCUUGCAGGACGAAGCGGAAAGUUGCCGCAGCCAGGCGCGCGCCGCGGAGAAGAAGCUGCAACACAAGGAGCUGCAGGCCCACAUGCAGGUGACGAGGUGCUUGGAUGGAACUGAAAAGGACUGAAGAAAGGCCAGCCUAAUGCCGAUUUUAACAUCAUCUGAAUUUUACAGUGUUAUUUUGUUUGCAAUUUGCUCAACACCAAGUGCCAUCUUUCAGAAGUACGUCGGGGAGGUGCAGCCGCAGUUCUCUCCCCCGCUGCCCUGCUCACCUGGCUCAAAGUUUAUAGACUUACCAGCCGUGAUGCUUCCUAAAUCCGGCAGCUUGCUUUCCAGUUGAGAUGCUGGUUACAUUUUCCUUCUUGAAAGAGGGGAAAUGGUGAUAGUAAAAGUAGCUUAUCUACAAAGAUUUGCGUGUUCACACAGACAGUGUGAAAAUACUGAGCUUAAUCCCGCGUGCUGCUGAGCUGUGUCAGCUCUUGCCGUCAUUAGUGAGCACUCAGCACCUCUCCUAUCAGAUACCAAAACCUUGACUUGCUGAACCACCCCAGGAUGGAAAGGAUUAUGUAGAAGGUAACACAUGCUGGAAUGUAAAACUGAAAUACAGAAAUAAAUUCCCAUGGUAGUGUCAAAGAUGCUUAUAGCUUUAUUUCAGACUUAAUUAUCUUGAUAGCCUAUUAAAAAUUCUUUGCCAUCGACAGAGCUGUAAAUGAGUACCAUGUGUCUUCAGAUUUGGCCCCACGGUGCUGGUCGGUUCCCGGGCUGGUUUCGAUUCCUGCUCUUACACGAGGAGGACCACUUGUUGCGCAGUUAUGACCUCUCUGUUGGAUGAAAGGAUGGCACUGACAAGAGCCGAAGGAAAUACUGCUCAGGGACAGGGAUGGCAUCUGCAGUGAGUCAUCUCCAAGGAGGGGAGAAGUCAGGGAUCCUCCAAAUCCCAACUGGAACAAUAGAGGAGCCCUUCGGAGGGGGAGGUUGAGAGAACAGCGUGAAUUUUCUAGCCACAGCAUUCCUGGUUGUUCCAUGGUGUUGACAGUGAAAGCUUUUAUUCCUCUCCAACUCGUGUAAUCCCAAGAAUGCUGUUCUUGCCAUAUGCAGCCCACUGCAUUUUUUUUUUUUUUAAGUUUUGCCUGACUUCCCUUCCUUUGCAGUUAUGAAUUAUAUAGGCUCGCGUUGCCUAACUGCAAACAGAGGAUUUUCCAGGUGGGAGAUCUUGGUUAAGCACAGAAAGAUAUCAAAAUACAAACCCCUGAAGUAAUAAGGCCUCUUGAACGCAGGUUGGAAGAAACUAACUGAGCAGAAAGCUCAGUGUGCAGCCAGCAGCUUGGCAUAACCGGCGGUCCCUGCGGGUUAGUGAAACACCAAGGCAAGAAUAUUUUGGAUGCUCAAAUGGUUUACUAGCUAAAGACAGAAAAACAAAGGGGACAGCUAUGCCACCAAUUUAUGUUUUAUUGAAACUGUCAGAACAGACGAGGUUCUCCAGCAGUAUUUUCUCCGUGGAGAACAACAUGGUGCACACUUGACAAAAUAACUGGCUCAGCUGAUCCUGCUUAGUUACUGCCCUCAGCCACACCGCGCUCAUGCAAUUUAUGGUGUUCAUUACUUUCCGUAAGAACUUGAGAACGUUUAUAUCAAAUUGCAUAAUAUUUCUUUAAAUCCAUAAGAACCGUAUUUCAACAUACGUUUCACAGUAAGAAUAGAAGCCCCCACUGCCUGAAACAAGAGAGGAUGUGGACUGAAAAGCAGCGGAUAUUCGUGUUUGCCUGUGUUGUGAAAUGACAAAUGAAGUGGCCUUGUUCUCCAUUGAAAAAAAAAAAAUAAUACAUCCCUUGAUUCUUCAUUAACAAAAAUUGUUGGAGGAGAUUUCAAGCUGUAAUCAUUCUUCUAGAGAUCAGAACCUUAAGGAAAGGGACUACAGCUUUUGGUGCGUUCUGUUCCUUGGUUGCAGAGAUGGCCCAGCUUUCCCCAGGUGGGCCCAUGGAG
Messenger RNA from Anas platyrhynchos (mallard), 4616 nucleotides. Lineage: Eukaryota; Metazoa; Chordata; Aves; Anseriformes; Anatidae. The record is from RefSeq and is a predicted model, not a curated record.